AUAUGGUAUCAUUGAAGUCUUGUAGCUCUGAAGUGUACCACUAUCCUACUACGUAUAUACCCUCUCUGUAAACAGUCUCCGCAGCUGAUACAGUGGGUCACGAUAUCAAUAUCCGUAGAUCGUGUGAAUCCUGAAAAGGGAUAGAGUUUUUAAAUUACGUGGAAACCCCCAACAAACAUAUGGUGAAGACCUUGACCUUAAAACAGGAGGUGGUAAUGGCCAGACAUCGGUGAACACUAUCACUGGUGGUGAACUUGACUUACCAAUGGAGAUAGUGAGUCGAUAUUCGAGUGAGAAUUUAGAGGCCCUCGUCAGUAAACCUCACAAAAAGACUCUCAGGGAGAAAAUAUGGGGUUCAAGACAUGAAGAAUCUCCAGUAAAUUCAUCCAAGUCUGUGUUUUAUGUUGACGAAGCACCAGUCAUGGUAACCACGGCAACAGAAGAAGACAACAAUGAAACAACCGCGGGACAAGAGAAGAAAAAGAAGCAUCAACCUGAGGGCACCGUGGAAUAUACGGUUCAAGAUCGUGACACGCUUGAGAAAAUAGCGGCACAUUUUGACACCACACCGUCAGAGCUGAAAAAACUCAAUAAACUCAUAUCUGCUAUGAUAUUUGCUGGACAAGUUCUUUAUAUACCAGAUAAAGAAUAUGUUCCUAGAAAAUCCACGUCAUCUGUGUCUUCAGAAGAUUCCAGCUCUCAACACCAGGGGGAUUCUGUGUUUGGUAGUCCCCAGGACAAACCUAAGAUGGAUGUACCUCUAGUCCGAUCUGGCAACAACUCCCCGUCGAAGGUACCGGGACAUGUCGAGCGACAGCCAGCUUCACCGACUGCCUUCGACUUUGAAGUCGUAGCCCCGCACAAACUGUCCGAGGACGAAGUACAACAGUUAGACCAGGACUGUAUGGAGAGAUUUAUAAAACUCAAAGUGAAACAUAUAACAGAUGGGCAGAUGUAUAAGACUGACCCAAAGCAGGGUGUUGUCAAAGGUACCUUGCUUGUGACCCCUAAUGCUGUAAUGUUUGAUCCUGACGUGUCCGACCCCUUGGUUCUGGAACACGGUGCCGAGAAGUACGGUAUGAUUGCACCCAUGGAUAUGAUCAUUAGUGCAGCCAUGUAUCAUGAUAUUGCUGCCAUGAAAUUACGGGGAAAAAAACAGGAAGAUGGAACAAAUUAUCCUAGGCCAGAAGUAUAUCAUGACAAAGCAUGUCCAAUGGCUAAAGAGAAACUCUUAUCCUCACAAAAAACUGACCAAUCCAAACACAGUUCCACCUCCCUCUCAGAGAAUCUAAAAAACAUUCUGAGAAAUCCAUUAAACAAGUCUGAGAGUGUUUGUUCUUGUGGUAAAGGUGUAAAUAGUGACAAACUAGAUUCUGUCUCUGGUGAUGAAACUGAUGGUCUCAAUCUUCAUGAAGAGUUAAAUAAAGGUAGGCCCGACGAAGCUCAUUCCAAUGGCGAAUCUGGUGAUAAAUCUAUGAAUGACAAUGUGUUCAGUGAUGGUAAUAACGGUGAUACAGACACAAUUGAUAAUUCUGUAGAGGAGGUGGAUAGUAGUGGCAAUGGAACAAGAGUGAAAUCUAGUCCAAGACUUGAUUCCAGAGGGCAGAAAAAAUUAUCAGUUUCUUUUUCUCUGCCAGAGACUGACACAGUGUCCCCUGGAAAGGAGAAAAUUUCUCCAGGGUUAGAAACUUUACUGGACCUUGAAGAUACUGGUGUAACAAACACUGAUAAAGAUAAAGAGCUUGUUGAUAUUGGAAAUGAGCAAGAAAGUGCUAAGUCACAACCAAGUGAUAAAACUCAAUCUGAUGAUGAAUACUCUUCAAAUGGAGAUAAAGAAACAAGAAUAGGUAACAUUGUUUACCUUCCUGUUGAAGAGGACGCAAAUGGGGAGGUUACUGUGCAAUCAGUGGAGAAAACUGCAAACACAUUAUCAAAAUUAAGUGUUGAUGAAUUUUCCCAAAUUUCUAAGUCUGAUACAGACCUUGUUGAUAGUGGUUUAAGUAUAGAGAAUAAAGAAGUGGAGAAAACAAGGUCAUCUUCAACCAGUUCUUUAGGGCCAUUCAGCCCGACACCUCAUCUGAGUGCUUUUGUAAACUAUGCAACAGGUUUCUUCCAAAGACAUGCUUCAGAUAGUAGUAUCAAAGACAUUAAGGAUGUGAUAAUAGAUUCAUUACCAGACUUAAAAAUGCCCGAGUCAAUAAUAGAUUCUAAGGAUAGUAAAGAUGAAACAAAAUUUGACGUUCCAACAGUGUCAGCUGCUCCAACACCAGCAGGAAGGCGUGGUAAAAUGAGUCGUCAUGGAAACCUAGCACAACCAGCUGGUAACGUAGCUGUUGAAAAUGCAGUUACAAUGGAUGAAAAACCUGACCUUAUGACAAUGGAUUAUGACAAAUUUGCUCCACGCAAGUCUCAGGCGUACCCGGACCCACCUCUGUAUCUAUGCUUGCGCCUCGGCACCCCACAGAACAAGAAUGUCUUCCAUAACUACUCUAUAGAGUCUUAUGGCAGGAGAAGAAAGAAGUCAGAGUACUGGUUCUCUAUUCCUAGAGAGAAAGUUGACCACCUGUAUGCAUUUUUUGUGCAAUGGACGCCAGAAAUAUACGGUGAUGAGGAGGAGAUAACUCCUGAAAAACGAGGUUUUGUUGUAAUAGAGGACGACGAAAGUGAAGACCUUGAGAUGUUAGAUGAACACUUUGGUCCUAACUCAACAUUUGCCAAAGAUUGGGAGAUGAUUAAUAAAAGACAAAGGAUAAUCAGUCAAAGUGAGGCCAUUAAGAGACGAUCUAUUGUAUAUGAGGAGCCUAUACCCUUACCAGAGCUUAUUGGCGAGUCAACAAUACUUAAAGAGUUUCAUAUCAGUGAGCUUUGUCAAGUAAUGCCUGGAAGAACUGUAGGCUACCCUUGGACAUUGAUCUACAGUACAGACAAACAUGGCUUCUCACUGAAGACAUUGUAUAGAGAUAUGGUCGGGUUAGAGUCACCUAUACUUAUUGCUGUCAAAGAUACCAAUGACAAUAUAUUCGGAGCAUUGACGUCCUGCCAGUUGAAGUACAGUGACAGUUUUUAUGGUACGGGAGAAACAUUCUUGUUCACAUUUUACCCAGAAUUCAAAGUGUUCAACUGGACUGGAGAGAAUAACUUCUUCAUUAAAGGAAACCAAGAAAGCCUCAGCAUAGGAGCUGG
Molecule: messenger RNA, 3183 nt
Organism: Ruditapes philippinarum (Manila clam)
Lineage: Eukaryota; Metazoa; Mollusca; Bivalvia; Venerida; Veneridae
Product: nuclear receptor coactivator 7-like
Biological process (GO): response to oxidative stress
Cellular component (GO): nucleus
Source: RefSeq, a predicted model, not a curated record